Messenger RNA from Dissoconium aciculare CBS 342.82, 1033 nucleotides. RefSeq lists its product as uncharacterized. Gene Ontology annotation, cellular component: extracellular region. The transcript has a single exon. The record is from RefSeq and is a predicted model, not a curated record. Lineage: Eukaryota; Fungi; Ascomycota; Dothideomycetes; Mycosphaerellales; Dissoconiaceae. The coding region runs from base 256 to 807 and encodes 183 amino acids.
CAAGAAGUCAUGCGCAUCCCGGUCCAUUGAAUCUCCGCAUUUUGGGACGUCGCGCGAUGAUCGUUACAUCUCCCUUAGUUGCGACGGGAGUUCUUUAGUGCCGAGGUAGGUCCAACGUCGAUGGACAGGAGACGAAUACAAAAGGCAUCAACAUCCUGCUCGAAAGAAAAGUUCUUCCCCUGAUCAGUACGCAAAGCAAGACAAUCAUUUACAUCGCAUUCUUUCACUCCAAACAACCCAUCAACAACCAUCAAGAUGCGUUUCUCCCUCAUUGCCGCUGCCCUGCCUCUUUUGGCUGUGGCCUCCCCGGUCGUCAAGCGCGCCACUGACGCCGACGUCACCGCCAUCAGCACCGCCAUCAGCUACAUUGCUGGCAACAUCACCAAGCUCGACAACCAGAUCAACAAGCUCGGUGUCAAUGACACCAUCGGUGGUCUCUUCACACUCUUCUCCACCGGUGAUCUCCAGAAGGCCAUCACCAACACCGAGACUGUCGUCGACGGCGUCAGCGGCCAAUUCGAUGACAACCAGUCCGGCGCCCUCGCCAUCCCGCUCACCCAGCUCGUCCCGAAGGUCGUCGGCCUCCUCAACGACAUCGUCAAGGCCCACCCCAAGAUCCGCACUGCUCUCCUCGGCGGCGACGCCUCCUUCAUUGUUGCCAUCAACCUCAAGGACAGCUACACCAAGACCCAGUCCUUCGAGGGCAAGCUCGUUGCCAAGCUCUCUGCUCAAUACCAGGCCAUCGCUCCUCAGGUCACCUCCCAGAUCGACACUGCCUUCCAGGCUGCCAUUGCCGACUACUCUUAAAUUAUUCUUCGAAUUUGAGAGCCCUCAGCCGUGACUAAGUGUAGCUCUUCACGCGCAUUGGAUUAUGCUUUGCUGUGAACCACUUCAGUGUGUGCUUCACAGUCACUGCAUGGGAUGAAACGAUAUCAUGGAAUUCUAACUGCUUCGAUGUACUAUCUUCGAGAAGAAAAGGUUACGAGUUAAGAACCUUUAUACCACAAUAAUACCACAUUCAGUCACACCUGAU